ACAAGGGGAGACAACAGGAGUUUGAGCCACGUCACUCAGACCCUCGGUGUGACCGCUAACAAGGACUGGACUAGUCGUCCUGUGCAAGUCCUGCCCACUAUUGGCCAUUACAGGUGUGAGGGGCGGGCCUUGUCAACUGCAGCGUCUAUCUACGUAUUUGCCAACACGACAGGUAUUUCAGAUUUCACCAUGGCUGUCUAUUCAUCUUUGUGGCUGGCUAUGGUCGCACUAGUGGUGACGUAUGUCACAGCAGAGUUGUCUGCCAACUCUACAGCGAUGCCGGAAGAGGAAGCGCUUGUACUUGACGUCAUCAAGGACGCCCCAAAGGAAGCCGUGUACUUCGUGUUUGAUAUCAAGGGUACACAACUCACUAGCGAUGAUGUUAACAAAGCUUUUGAAGGACUUCCCGUGCCCUACAAAUUCAAGGUGUUAGGAGGCCAUCGUUAUAUAGUUGUCUUGAAGAGCGAACCUGGUGACCGCGCUGCCCUGAGGGACCUCGUCAUCCCCCAGGCCACAGACGUGGAGGUGUUCACAGCCGAGUCCCUCCAUGAGUUUCUCAAAUACAGCGACGUGCAGGGCCUGCAAAACAAAGAGGGCUUGCCUCUAAAGGAUGAAGACUUGUACAUGGUUGAGCUCACCAUACUGGAACGGGGUUUGGACUUAACAACGUUUAAAAACAACAUCAAGAAGUUAUCAAAAGGUGCUCUCGCAGCAAAUAAGUUUGAUGUGCACAUAAUUCAUGUCACUGCAUCCUUACCCUUUAAGUUCAUCGCAUUUCUCCUCCUGAGCCCGUACCGCAUUGACAGAUCCCUUGUGGAAGUGUCACGCUACGUUGGCGGACCUUACCAGAUGGAACUAAGAACACAACCCAUCGUCAACAUCUGAGGUCUUCAACUUACCAUCUCUAAAAACAUGUAUAACUGACAUGUUAAUCAGAUUCUUCAAAAUAAAAUAAAGGGCAGUC
Pomacea canaliculata is the source of this 964-nucleotide messenger RNA. RefSeq lists its product as uncharacterized. The coding region runs from base 190 to 885 and encodes 231 amino acids. Lineage: Eukaryota; Metazoa; Mollusca; Gastropoda; Architaenioglossa; Ampullariidae. The transcript has 7 exons. The record is from RefSeq and is a predicted model, not a curated record.